Molecule: messenger RNA, 1226 nt
Organism: Asparagus officinalis (garden asparagus)
Lineage: Eukaryota; Viridiplantae; Streptophyta; Magnoliopsida; Asparagales; Asparagaceae
Product: V-type proton ATPase subunit E-like
Exons: 7
Coding region: 114-806 (230 amino acids)
Biological process (GO): proton transmembrane transport
Cellular component (GO): proton-transporting two-sector ATPase complex, catalytic domain
Molecular function (GO): proton-transporting ATPase activity, rotational mechanism
Source: RefSeq, a predicted model, not a curated record
GCAACAAGAGGAGUCACGGGAUCAGAUCCUGAUUUAUUAGAAAAUUUUGGAGCACGAAGAAAACUCUAUAAUUCUUGUAACUCAGAGCGAGGAGAUACGAGAGGGAGUAAACGAUGAAUGACUCCGAUGUAUCGAAGCAAAUCCAGCAGAUGGUCCGAUUCAUUCGGCAGGAGGCCGAGGAAAAAGCCAGCGAGAUUUCUCUCUCCGCUGAAGAGGAAUUCAACAUAGAAAAAUUGCAGCUUGUUGAAGCUGAAAAAAGGAAGAUUCGUCAAGAAUAUGAGCGUAAAGAAAAACAGGUUGACAUCCGCAGAAAAAUUGAGUACUCAAUGCAGCUAAAUGCAUCGCGUAUUAAAGUUCUCCAAGCUCAAGAUGAUUUGGUGAAUUCUAUGAAAGAAUCUGCUAGCAAGGAGCUUCUACGUGUUUCUGGCAAUACUGAGGCUUAUCGAAAACUUCUGAAAGACUUGAUUGUUCAGAGUUUGCUGCGACUGAAAGAGCCAUCUGUCUUGUUGCGCUGUAGAGAGAUGGAUACUAAACUGAUAAAAUCAAUUUUGGAUGCUGCAAAACAAGAAUAUGCAGAGAAAGCUAAAGUUCAUGCUCCUAAAAUUACUAUUGAUGACCACGUGUAUCUUCCACCGCCUCCAGCAGGUGAUAAGGGACAUGGUCUUUCUUGCUCUGGAGGUGUUGUGUUGGCUUCACAAGAUGGGAAAAUUGUAUGUGAGAACACACUGGAUGCCAGACUGGAGGUUGUUUUUAGGCAGAAAUUACCCGAGAUAAGGAAGCGCCUCUUUGGGAAGAUGGAUAAUUGAGUUGCACAGUCCUCUCGUUUCUUUUCUGCAAUAAGAAUUCUUCGAUAAUAAGAGAUCUCCAUUUCCUCCCCCUCAAGAGAUCCAUGGUCAUUUAUUCAUGUCCUGUAGAGCACUACCCAAACCAACUCUCUUGACCUUGAGAAUUGUCAUAAUUUUGUUGCGAGUCAUUUUUCUAUUCUUAAAAUGAUCAGGCAAAGAUCAAAAUAAAUAGAGGCACCACGGCUUUUUUUUCCCGCCUCAAUUACAAGGCUCCUUUUGUUGCUAGCAGGACUUAUUGUUCUGUGUAUGUGAAUAUUCUGCCACACAAAAUGCUAAUUAAUUUGUUGGAAAAAAAUUGUAUGACCUGACGCUAUGUUAAUUGUUCUCCUAAUACAGUUUAUAUUUGAGGAGAGCAGCUUUGCUGCUUCUAUUUCUUUUUUA